Drosophila innubila is the source of this 1906-nucleotide messenger RNA. It is a transcript of the gene CysRS-m, whose product is annotated as probable cysteine--tRNA ligase, mitochondrial. The record is from RefSeq and is a predicted model, not a curated record. Gene Ontology annotation, biological process: cysteinyl-tRNA aminoacylation. The transcript is spliced from 2 exons. Bases 133 to 1812 code for a protein of 559 amino acids. NCBI's taxonomy places the organism in Eukaryota, Metazoa, Arthropoda, Insecta, Diptera, Drosophilidae. Gene Ontology annotation, molecular function: cysteine-tRNA ligase activity; ATP binding. Gene Ontology annotation, cellular component: cytoplasm.
UAAGCGCUCUGGUUAUUUCGAUACGGCCGCUGUAUAUUAAUCGCAAAUCGUCAGUCAGCUGUUACCAUAUUUAAACAAACCAUUUCGAAAACAGGAGGUUUCUUAUAUUGCAAAUUGUCAAGUUUAAAAAUUAUGUUGAGAAUUUUCCGCCUGGAUGAAUGCCUACAGCUGCAUAUGCGAAACUUGCGAUUAUGUCGUCGACAGCUGAGUUCAAAUACCGAGCACGUUCAGGAAGCCGCCAGCGGCAGUUUAAGCUGGCAAAGGCCCUGUGGCCAGCUGACAGGCAUAAACAUAUACAAUAAUAGCCUGCGUGGCAAAGUGCCGCUGGUGUUAACCAAUCCUCAGAUGGUUACCUGGUACACUUGUGGCCCGACAGUUUACGACUCUACGCAUUUGGGACACGCCAGCACGUAUGUCAAGGUGGACAUUAUACAGCGAAUUUUGCGGGAUUACUUUAAGCUCAAUGUAGUAACAGCCAUGAACAUCACCGAUGUGGAUGACAAAAUCAUAAAGCGUAGUCGGGAAACCGGACGCAACUGGUUGGAAAUGACGCGCGACUUUGACGAGGAAUUCAAACAGGACAUGAAGCUGUUGAAUGUGAAGUCUCCCAAUUUGCGUGCUCAUGUAUCUUCCAACAUUCCAUCUAUCCAACGAUUCAUUGAGAAACUGUUGGUUGACCAGAAAGCCUACGUGACCGAGGAUAAGUCCGUAUAUUUUGACGUCUCUUCAUGUGCGAACUACGGCAAACUGCAAAAAAUUACCAUGGAGGAGCAGAAGGAACAACAUAAGCAUAAACGUAAUGCAGCCGACUUUGCGCUUUGGAAAGCCAAAAAAGAGGUUGACGAGCCAAGCUGGCGGUCGUCCUGGGGCGGUGACGGACGACCAGGAUGGCAUAUUGAAUGUAGCGCCAUAGCCGGCAUGUUCUUUGGCAGUAAAUUAGAUUUCCAUGCGGGUGGCCUGGACUUGCGUUUUCCCCACCACGAAAAUGAGGAAGCCCAAUGCUGUGCACACUAUAAAACCGAUCAAUGGGUCAACUACUGGGUGCACAUGGGUCAGCUGUAUGUAGCCGGCGAAAAGGAGAAAAUGUCCAAAUCUCUGGGCAAUACCUUAUCCCUGUCGGAGUUCCUAAAGCAUUACAGCGCCGAUGAGUUUCGCAUGGCCUGUCUGCUGUCCAACUAUCGGAAUUCCAUGCAGUAUAGUGAUCAGUUGAUGCAGACAGCACGUCAAACAUUGCGCAAGUUUAUAAACUUUAAUGCCGAUCUCAAUGCUUACAUGCAGUUCCAGAAGCCACUAAAGUUUCUGGACGAGGGUGCUCUGCAGGCACAGCUAAAGCACAUGAUAACCGAGUUUGAUAACAGCCUACGCGAUGACUUUGAUACGGCGAGAGCUGUUUCCGUAUUGCUGGACCAGAUGAGUAGCAUCAGUCGCUGCAUUAACGACCAGCAAGCCGAUGCAGAGCAAGAACCUGCCCACUGUCUUCAUCUGUUGCUGGCGGCUGGCAAUUUUAUUAGCACAUCCAUGCGUUGCUUUGGUAUCAAGAAUCUCGGCGCCACAGCUACCCAGGAGCAGGAGCAACCAAUAAGCACGCCAACUGGCGUGGUCAUUGAUGCACUGGUCGCCGAGAUCCUUCAGAUACGUGGCAAUCUACGCAAGGAAGCCGUAAAAGGGGAUCGCAAAAAUUUGGAACUGCUUCGCGUGUCUGAUUUGCUACGGGAUCUGUUGGAUCGACAUGGCAUUGACGUUCGCGACCAUAAACAGGGCAGCUCUUGGGUUUACCGUGACAAGAGCAAAAGCAUAUCGACCAGCGGCUAAUUAUUGUUAACUAUGUCAAAUUAUUGUACAUUUUAUUGAGUCUGAACAAUUAAUUUAAAAAAAUCUGUUGUGAAUACAUUGUAUUUGUUUUUGA